CCGCACUUCUGACGCGCUUUCGUCUCGUUUUCUGCGUGUGCCGUAGCUUCUUCAUCGCCGGCUGCCCCAUGGACAAUCCCCGUGUCCGCCAUAUUCAUUCCUGCGCGCGCCAAUCGCACUUUACCUCCAUCUAAGCUCCGCCGCCGCCGCCGCCGCAAUGUCGUCACACCUCACCCGCGUCGUCUUCCGCAGCAUCAUCGCCAACGAACCCCUCCUCUACCGGGGAUGUCGACUCCGAGCCCGACCGUCCACCAUACCCCACCAUGGCAUGCGCGCACUGCCCCAAGUCCAGCAGCGGCGGACCUUUCUCAAGAACCUGGCCAUCUUCAAGCAACAGCGCAAACUCAAGCCCAUGGAGAUGCCGCCCGGCUUGGACAAGCUGUCCGACUUAGCCCAUGCCCAAGGCACUGCUGUGCGACCACCACCUGCGAAGGACAUCGCUGCGGCAAUCAAGGCCUUCUUUGCGCAGAGGAAGGGGACUUUCGAACAGUUUCACAUCCUGUUAGCCGACACGGCCUUCAAACACCUCAUGGAUAACCCGCAGGAGAGCGGGGAGCCUUGGUUCACUGAGAAGGAGCUUCUAAGUGACAUCUUCCGCCGCGGCCUUCUCAAAGCAAAGCAGCCCGACUCGGAUGUACAGAACCACAUCGACUUCGGUCUGUCCGUACUAGCAGAGGUUACCAGAAUCAGGGGGUUGGAAAAGGGAGAACAGGAAAAGACGUCAGUUGAGCUGGAGAAAGUACAACUGCUGUCGCGGUACGGUGCUGCCACAAAAGCGCGGGAUAUCGCCGUCGAAGGACACAAGUUCGACGCCAAUGCAACCGUCGCUCAAAAAGCCUUUUCGAAAAAUAUUUGGAAGACCAUGCUCCUUGGUAUAGCGCGUGAGGGCAAUGUGGAGGAGAUGUUGAAGACCGUUGAGUUGCUGCAAGAAUGUUUUGUACCCCUGGUGCCGUCCAUGCGGAGAACGCUCGUGAACUUUUUCGCAGAACACAAUGACUUGGAACGAGCAAAGCACUGGUACUCGCAACCGGUUUACAGAAAAGAAGGCAGUGAAGACUCCGACUCUCACGAUGGUGCUCAUAUUGCCCUGCUGAAAGCAUGCGCAUUGAGUGGCGACCUGACUUUUGGUCACCAAGUUGUGGCUUCGUUGCUCAAGGGCGCCAUGCCGAACAAGGAAGCCUGGGACGCUAUCUUCCUCUGGUCUACUGCUAUUGGCAAGGGUGUCGACGAGGUGGACCGCAUGAUGACUGUUAUGAUUCGACGUAAUGACGAGGCGCGGCAAAAAGAUCCCUCCUUGCCCCCCAUGGAACCUGAUAUUGAGACCAUCAAUGCUCUGGUCGAGUUUUCCAUGUCGAGGCAGGACCCUUACUCGGCUGAGCGCUACAUAGUACUCGGAGAGAAGCGAGGCAUUGAGCCUAACGAGAAAACGUUUACCAUGCAGAUGCAAUACCGUCUCUCAGUGAAAGAUAUCGAUGGGGCAAGAGCUGCGUACUACAACUUGCAAGGCAACUUUGCUGGAUCUGAAGAGAGUGUGGCGGUCAUCAACCGACUCGUCCAAGCUCUGUGCCAGUCAAAACAACACCACUUCGACGACAUAAUGGCUAUCGUGGAUGACCUGCACGAGCGAAAGGCCCACUUCGAACCAGAAACUGUCGGGGUACUGUGUGUCCUUCAUCUCCGUCGAAACGAGGUAGUGGAUGCUCAGGAUUUACUCCAAGUACACGCCCAUCAGUACUCUCCGCCACAGCGCAGUAUAAUUCGAAAAGCUCUCCAAGCGUUUUUGAUGGACGGCGAGACCAGCACAGCAGAUGCUUGGGACACUUACCAGAUUCUGCGCAACGUAUUCAGCGAAACCACGCGCGACGACCGCAUUCCCAUUAUGAACGAGUUCUUCGCACGAGAGCGCUCUGAUAUGGCUUGCCAUGUCUUCUUCCACAUGCGCAACCACGUUGGCAGACUCCAGGUUGCCAACCGAGACGUUUAUGUUGCUGCUUUCACUGGCUUUGCGCGUUGCGCAGAUGCGGAAUCCCUUGAGCUUGCACACAACCAACUCAAAUUAGACUUGAACGUUGACAUGGAUACGCGACUGCGCAACUCGCUGAUGCUUGCCUAUGGUGCGACUGGAAACAACAAGAAAGCGCUACAAUUUUGGAGGGAGAUUUGCGAGAGCAAGGAGGGUCCUUCGUAUAAUAGUAUCAGCAUCGCGUUUCGCUCCUGUGAGGGUAUGCCAUGGGGAGAUGAGCACGCCAAGUCGAUAUGGGCGCGUCUGAAAGAGCAGGAUGUGGAGAUUGACAAGAACAUAUGGACGGCAUACAUGUCUGCGAUAUCUAGAAACCAUCUCCACGACGAGGCGCAGGCGCUUGUGGAAACUGUGGAAGACGAGUAUGGUUUCACGCCUGAUCUCGCCAUUCUGGGCAGCUGGUUCAAUACGACGACCAAUAUCGAAAGACAGGGACAGGUCGAGGAGUGGAUCAAGCAACGGUACCCUGACGUGUGGAAGGAGAUGGACGCCCUGGGGCAUUGGGUCACGAUGGAUGGGUUUGGGUACCGGCAGUACAACAUCAAUCGCAAUUUAGAUCCGUAAAAGAGGCGUAUGGCAUGUAAAAGAAAGAAUCGCAAGAGUUGACAACAAACGAAGAAUGUUGUUGCAAGUCACUUCGUUCAAAGUCAUUACCUGUAGUCGAGACUAAUCGUUGCUACGCUCUGCUGGCCCAUACUAUCGGGCCUGCUUCACCUCCCCUCACUCGUCUUCGUUUGUUCAUCUCUCACUUGGGUUUCAC
This is a messenger RNA of Dothidotthia symphoricarpi CBS 119687, 2780 nucleotides long. RefSeq lists its product as uncharacterized. The coding region runs from base 158 to 2584 and encodes 808 amino acids. The record is from RefSeq and is a predicted model, not a curated record. Gene Ontology annotation, molecular function: protein binding. The transcript is spliced from 2 exons. Lineage: Eukaryota; Fungi; Ascomycota; Dothideomycetes; Pleosporales; Dothidotthiaceae.